GGGACUACAAAGACCAGCAUGCAGCGCGGCACCGCGCAUGCGUGCUGUCGCGGGGCAGGCUGGGUGCUGGCUUGUCCUUGUCGAGCUGCGGGUCGGUUACUCAGGCAGAGGCCUCGCGUUGCACUAUGUUCACCGCUGCUGUCCGCUCUAUCGUCCGUCCUGACAGACUGCACCUGCUCCGGCAGGGGUUACUCAUCAGGUGCUAUGCCGAAGCGGCGACGUCCUCAGCUAACAAGAUGUCUUUUACAUUCGCCUCCCCCACCGAGGUGUUUUAUAAUGAAGCCAACGUGAAACAAGUUGAUGUUCCAACACUGACCGGAAGUUUUGGUAUUCUUCCUGCCCACGUACCCACGUUACAAGUGUUAAAACCAGGAAUCGUAACAGUGUAUGAUGAAGAAGGUGCACAGACAAAGUAUUUUGUGAGCAGUGGUUCUGUGACAGUGAAUGCAGACUCAUCUGUUCAGCUCCUGGCUGAAGAAGCUGCAGCUCUAGAUGAAUUAGACGUAACAGCUGCAAAGGCUAACCUGGACAAAGCCAAUGCUGAACUAUCGUCUGCAUCUGGUGAGAUAGAACGGGCAGAGGCCUUGAUUAGCAUAGAAGCUAAUGAAGCAAUCAUAAAAGCGCUGGAGUAACUUGACGAGACAAACUGUUUCAUGAAGCUGAUUGUUCGAUCUUCAUUUUGGAAGAAGGCAACACUCUGUACAGUUAAAUGGAUUGAAUUUAAAGAAAUAAAUAAAUAACAACCAAUCUGUUUUAUUAAAUUCUCCUGAAA
Chiloscyllium plagiosum (whitespotted bambooshark) is the source of this 772-nucleotide messenger RNA. It is a transcript of the gene atp5f1d, whose product is annotated as ATP synthase F1 subunit delta. Gene Ontology annotation, biological process: proton motive force-driven ATP synthesis. Lineage: Eukaryota; Metazoa; Chordata; Chondrichthyes; Orectolobiformes; Hemiscylliidae. Gene Ontology annotation, molecular function: proton-transporting ATP synthase activity, rotational mechanism. The record is from RefSeq and is a predicted model, not a curated record.